CGCCAUCUUGGCAUUUACAUUUUCUUGAAAAGAACAUCAUGGCUUCAAGUCCUGUCAGAGAUAGUGAAGAUGAUGACUAUAUGAGAAAACUAGAGACCAUUAGAGAUAUAAGGGUGAAGACAUCCCAGUUGGAAAAACUAAAAUCUCAGCUUAUUCAUGAGUUAGAUGUAGCAGAGAAGGAGAGUAAACUACUCAAGGACUAUAAGGGAGAAAUGGAAGCUCUCCUACAUGAGAAAAUGGCGCAUGUAGAGGAACUUAGACUUAUCCAUGCUGACAUCAAUUUGAUGGAAAAUACCAUCAAGCAGUCUGAAGCUGAAAGGGAAAGAGGGCUUGACACUCUGAGAAGACUACAUGAUGAAUACAAACCCCUUAAGAGAGAGGUUGACAAAAUGAGGGGUUCUUUGGGUCUUGACAAAAUAGCUAACCUGGAUGAAGAAAACAGCCUCGCAGAGUUUCUCGAGCGUGCCCCUCCUGGUUGGAAGCCAGAACCACAGGAACCUCCUCCUCCCCCUGUGGCAUCCCAGCUAGCUGCCGCAGCAGCAGCUGCCCAGCAGCUCGUCAACAAGCGGGGUCCUCCAGGAGAAAGACACUUCCGCCAGCAGCAGCCACCCCCAAUGAAGGCGUGCCUGUCUUGCCAUCAACAGAUUCACAGGAAUGCGCCCAUCUGCCCGCUAUGUAAAGCAAAGAGUCGUUCUCGACAUCCGAAGAAAACUAAAAGGAAACACGAAGAUUAAGAGAGUGGUGCUGACGGAUGACACGGUCUAAAGAGUGACUUUCAAUGUAGCCUUGGAACCGGAAGUGAACCUGGAACAAGUAUGAUAUGUUUAGUUCGAAACGCUUUGAUCGGUUAGAAUCGCCAUUGAUAAGGAUUCUCGGUUUCUCAAGUUCUUAUUUUAGCUAUAAUCAAGACUUAACGCCGUGAUUUCGACUCUUGCUCGAGUUUCCGCGUUUUUCUUUUUCUUCCCUUUAAGGUAUGUGUUUGUUUGGGUGGCUUGGUAAAUGAACGCAGCUGAUUUUUUUUCUCUCGAAAACGCGCUUUGCUAAAGCUUUUCAUAGUGCAAUUUGAUUGAAUGUCGUGAAAAGAUUUUGUUUUAGAUUAGUCUCCAGGGUAUCCGAUCAGCCCGCCAUUAUAUCAAACUCACCACUACCAAACUUGCCACCACUGAUCAGACGUUGUGUUUAGCUUCCUGAGUUUACCGUAAACCGUCUUCGGUGACUACUAGAGCUUCAGCAUUUUUUCCUUUCAAUUUUCUGGAUUCCUUUUUUCAAAGACACCAAGAAAUCGCCUGGCAUGCACUUUGCGCGUUAGUUCUGCGGUAACUAACCUCGCCCGUGAUGAUUAGCGCAAGAUAGCACACAGUAUCCAACCAAUCGUAGCGAGCGCAUUUCUUUAAUAACUUAACCAAUUAGAGAGAUGUAGCAUACAUAGACCAAAAAUCAUAUUUAACGUGGUAAAUCUAUCUUAGACUGCAUGGACACAAAGUCAUAAUAUAUACAAACUGUAUUUAUUGAAUUCGAAGUAUAGAUCCAACAUAUAUUAAUUAAACAUGUACUGUUAUUUAAGUUGAUGUAAUCAUAAUUCUUAAU
Molecule: messenger RNA, 1587 nt
Organism: Pocillopora verrucosa
Lineage: Eukaryota; Metazoa; Cnidaria; Anthozoa; Scleractinia; Pocilloporidae
Product: zinc finger C4H2 domain-containing protein
Biological process (GO): positive regulation of neuron differentiation
Cellular component (GO): nucleus
Source: RefSeq, a predicted model, not a curated record